Molecule: messenger RNA, 2503 nt
Organism: Dermatophagoides pteronyssinus (European house dust mite)
Lineage: Eukaryota; Metazoa; Arthropoda; Arachnida; Sarcoptiformes; Pyroglyphidae
Biological process (GO): GPI anchor biosynthetic process
Cellular component (GO): endoplasmic reticulum membrane
Source: RefSeq, a predicted model, not a curated record
UUGGUCCAAAAAUAUACGAAACAACCGUUCGUAAAGAACGUUUUAAUGUUUGGAUUCUUUUUUUUAAACCCAUCGAUUGAUACUCCUCAUUAGACAUGUAAUCGGGUAAUAAUUUCCACUUGGAUGAGAUAUGAUGAUUAAUUGAAUUGAAAUGAAUCCAAAAUGAAUACAACAAUCAUUCAGCCGUUAUGGAUUUUUGCAUUGGCCAUCAUAUUCAUUGCAUCGACUGCUCAUUUUGGUUAUAAUUUUUUAUUAUCCGAAGAAUUAUAUCUAAAAACUGGUGAUGAUGAAAUAAAUGAUGAUGAUUCAUGGAUUAAACAAACAUUAUCGAUGCCAACUGAACCAACAGCCAGUAAUAAUCGUGAUAAUGGUCAAAAUGAACGAAUGUUCAAUUAUGAUUAUAGUAUUUAUAUUAAUCUACAAGAUUAUUGUGAUCAAACAUUGGCAACUAGUCGUCCCAAAUUCAAUAAAUUUGUGUUAUUUAUAAUCGAUGCAUUACGUGUAGACUUUGUAAAAUCAAUCAUUGGUGAAGAGCAACGUAAACAAUCACCACAUCAACAAUCAAUUGAUCCAUUAUUACCUUAUACGGAAAAAGUGAUGCAAACAAAUGGUAUCGGUAUGAUAAGUGUUGCUACAAUACCGACUGUAACAUUACCUCGAAUAAAGGCUUUGAUCACUGGCACAUUACCAUCAUUUAUGGAUUAUUUUCUUAAUCUUAUUCCAAUGGUUUCAAAUAAUAAUGUUGAUGUGGAAAAGAAAACAAAAAAACAAUUUGAUGAUAAUAUUGUCGAACAAUUUAAUCGACAAGGUAAAUCUAUCGUUUUUUAUGGCGAUGAUACAUGGAAAGAAAUUUUUCCAUCAUCAAAUAAAAUAUUUAAAAGAAUAAAUGUAACAUCAUCAUUAUUUGCAACAGAUUAUACUGAAGUUGAUUCAAAUGUUACAUAUAAUCUUAAUCGUGAAUUAAAAUCACUAAAUGAUUGGGAUGUUAUGAUAUUACAUUAUUUAGGUGUUGAUCAUAUUGGCCAUCUUCGUGGUUUUCAUUCGGAAUUAUUUUCCGAUAAAUUUUAUGAAAUGGAUAAUGUAUUUCGAAAUAUAUUUGAUACAAUAACCUAUUCAGGAUCAUCAAAUGAUUCAUAUCUUAUUGUAAUAACUGGUGAUCAUGGUAUGACUGAUGCCGGUAAUCAUGGUGGCCAUACAAACGAUGAAACAAAUACAGCUUUGAUAUUUAUCAGUACAAAUAAAAUUCAUUAUAUACCUCAACAAUCGAAAACAGCAUUCAAAAAUGAUAUUGACAAUAAGAUUGUUAUUUUUCAAUUAGAUUUUGCCGCUACAAUUACCGUAUUAUUUGGUCUUAAACUUCCUCGUAAAAAUCAAGGUAGAAUUAUAUCAUCCGUAUUGGAACGAUUCAACAUUCCGAAUGAUGAACAUCUUUGUCAUCUAUUUCGUAAUGCAUUACAAACACAAAAAUUAUUAUUAUUCAAAGAUCAUAAAGAAACAAAAUCACGAUCAUUAUUACGUAAACAAUUUAUUACUGCAUUGAAAUAUCAUUGGAAUUUUAUUAAUGAACAAAAUCGAACCAAAACUAAAAAUAUCGAUAAUGAUGAUGAUGAUAAAAGUGAACAGAAAAUUUAUGAAGAUGCAAAAAAAUCUUAUCAACAAUUUAUUGGACAAAUUCAACAUGAAUUUGUUUAUCAAACAAUUGAUCGUUCAUUUUGGUCAUCAUUGAUCGGUGCCAUUAUGAUAACAGUGAUUAUUGUAUUCAUUUUAUUAUACAUUGAAAUUGUUUACAAUUAUUCAUCAUCGAUUAUAAUUGUUCAUCUUCUUAAACCUUCAUCAUCAUCAUCAUCAUCAUCAUCAUUACGAUUAUUAUCGUUAUUAAUUUUAUUAAUAUUUUCGAUACGUUUCUGUUCACUUGGUUCUAUUAAUUUUAUUCUCAACGAACAUUUAUUCUGGUAUUAUUCAACAUUAUUAUUGCUGUUGAUUAAUUUAUUUAUUGUUGUCAAAAAUAAUAUUCAUCUAAACAACAAUCAACAAUCAAAUUAUUGUCAUUAUAAUCGUAAUUUUAAUGAUCUAGUCAUUAUAAAAUUUUUAUGUUUGAUUACAAUAUUCAUUAUAUUGAUGUAUUGGCGUAUGCCAAUAUUAACCGAUCAAGAUUUAAAUCGUAAUGAUAUUAGUAAUUAUUUACAAUUGUCAUCAAAUAAACAUUUAUUAAGUUCUUUAGUAAUAUUUGCAUUGAUCAUUACGGCUGCAAUGAUUUAUAAUCAAACAUCAUCAUCAAAAUCAUCAUAUUAUUUUCUUAUUACAUCGUUUAUUUUAAUCUAUUUAUAUCGUAGCUAUAUGAAUCAGGAAAUAUCCGAAUUUUUGUCCACAAAUUAUCUAUUUAUUUAUAUUGUUCAUCAUAUUUGAUUGUAUUAAUCGAAAAUUUCAACUAUAUAAAUUUUUAUCAAUUUUAUCAUGGAUUGUUUCGAAUUCGGAAAAUAAUUCUAUAGUUAAAGGUAUAUGU